AUGGAGCAUAAAAAACUAUUAGAAAAUGUGAUGAUUGAUUUGCUGAAGGAUCCAACGUGUCCAAUUUAUCAGUAUUAAGAUUGGCAAUUAACAAACAUAUGCUAUUAACUCUAAUUACAAAAUUUCAGUAAUAUAAAAGAUUAGGAUUUUCAAAGAAAGUUUGCUUAGUUCUUUAUAAAUUAUUUGGAAGCUGAAAAUGAAAUUGAAAAUAUUUUAGAAUAAUCCUCUAUAAAAAGAAGUGAUUUCAAGAAAAAUAAUGUAGAUCGUUCUCAGCAAAAAAAUUAAGGUUUGCAAAAGUCAAACAAGGAGAAAAAGGAUUAAAUCGAUACUCCCAAGAACAAGAAAAAAGUUAAAUUAAAGUAAUCAAAUCCCUUUGAAAUUGAAGAAAAUCCAUGUGCUCACAAUCCGACAAAUUUAGAUUUGAAAGUACCAUAAGAUCAAAAAUUAUCUCAGUGUAGUUUUGAUCCUCUUAAUGAUAAUCAUCAUGAUAAAAAUAUUUCGAAAGAAAAAACAUAAAAAAGCACUUCUAAUGAAUAGGUUUAAAUGGAAGAUUUGAAUGAAAGAAAAGAUAAAGACAAUAACUAAGAAUGUAAUCAAAAACAAAAGAACAAUAACAUAAAUGACUUCAACAAUUAAAAAUAAUCUCAUUAAAUAACCAAACCAAAUGAUAAAAUUGAAACUAAAAAGUAGUUACAAGUUUAACAAAAAAAUGAUGAAAGAGAAAAUAAUAGGGUUAAUGAUAAUAAUAAAACCAACGAUUCAAACUCUAGAAAAAGUAGAUAAAUUCAAAUUAAAAAAAAACCUUCCAGAGCUAUAAUUGACACUUCUCCAGAAGAGGAUGAAUUUGUAAUACAAAUUUCUGAUUCUGAGUCUUUAAAAAAAAGAAAUAUUUAGGAAUUAAGAAACACAUAAGGAAAGCAUUAAAUGGAUGAUCUAAUCUAAAAUAGGAAAGCUCAACAAAGUGAUCAUAAUUAAAGAUCGAAAAUAUUAAAUCCAUAGUAAAACUUAAAAAAUAUGAAUUUCAAUUAAAAAAAAUUAAUUGAGAGACCUAUUAUUUCCCCUUUAAUUGAAGUUCCAUAAUUUAAUCAAAAUUCAUUCUAAUCUAUUGGUGGAAUUGAACUUCAGAUUCAAAAGCAAAAAUAAUUAUUAGAAAAUCAAUUUAACAUUAUCUAAUCUUAACCUGCCUACCAAAAGCCAGAUAAUUAUUCAAUGAAUGUAGAAAAAAACAAUUUAAAUAAUUCUCUAACUAAUACAAGCAAUUGCAUAAUAUAAUAGAAAAAUUCUUUUUGCGAUUUUCAGAAUAUGGAUUCUGCCCCUCUUUUGAAUCCUUUACAUGAAACUCCAAAAGAAUCCUCUAAAUAUGUUGCUCAGAACCUACAAAUCCACAAAAAUGAUUAUUUAGGUGUAAAUCUAGAAAGAAAUAAUCACCAACCAAAAUAAAAUCUUUAAUACUGGAAUUAAAAUUAAUUCCCCUACUAAUUGUAAAGCCAUAUACAAAGUAACCAACUACCAAACUAACUCUUUUAUUAACCAAACAUCUACCCUUAAUCUAAUAGAAUUUUUGAAGGUGGUUAGAAUUUAGAAUUCUAAAAAGAUUAAAAACCUAAAUUAGAGACAUAUGAUGUUACUACCAGUGGGAAUGUGUAUCUUUCAACAUAAAAUAAAUCACUAUAAAUCAAAACCAAUCGGAAACAAUGUAAUUAUUGCAAAUAAAUCGAUGGAAAAGUUAAACUGAUAGAUAUAGAAGAUGAUAUAAAAAUCUGCUCAUCUUGUUUAUUAGAAAAAUUGAAUCCAUUCAAGAAAAUUAUAUUUUCUUUGGGAUUUUUAGAAUAUCAAUACUAAUAAAAGUCGUAAAGUAAAAUACAUCUAGAAUUCACGAUCACAUAAGAGUAAUUUCUAAUACCUGGGAUAUAACUGGAGAUUAGAUGUGUUGUGAUGAAUUAAAAUGGAUUAACAGAUUUCACAUUCCCUAAUUAUUGCAUUCUUCUAAUUAAUGGUUAAACCAUUAAGGAGUUUAGACCUCUUAUUGAUAAAUCAUGUCUAAAGAAAAGAAAAGAUCAUUGUAUUUCAAUUAAUCUUGAUUUUCUUUAAAAAACUUGUGGAAUUUAUAAGAAGUAUACUUUCACAUGUGUAGAAAUGAUUCCGGAUUCAUAAAUGAGGUAAGAGAUCCCAAAAUAAAUAUAUAUUUUUGGAUUGUAUUUAGUUCAGAAUUAAAGUUUGGAUUCAGUAAUUCAUUCAAUAGUUAAUUAAAGUAUCAUGUCUCAAAUUAAGGUUGAUUUUUGUAAAAACGAAAUUAAAGUGGAUAAAUCUAAAGUGAGUCUUAUUUGCUAAUAUUCUUUCGAUUUGAUGAAAAUACCUGCAAGAGGAGAAUUUUGUUAACAUCAACAAUGUUUUAGUUUAAACAAUUAUUUGGAUAUGAUGAUUCAUGCAGAACAUAUGAAAUGGAUUUGUCCAAUUUGUAAAAAAAAUUGUAUUAGUUUGAGGAUCGAUCAAUAUUAGUGGGAAAUAUUGAAGAAGAUUUAGUAGCUAAAUGUUAAAGUUGAUUCUAUUAUUGUUGAUUAAAAUGGUAGUUUAGACAUUAAGGAUCCUCUAUAUCCAAUAAUAUAAAAUACUAAAAUUAACAGUUAUGGUGAUCUAAUUCAACAUGGAUAUACUCAUUUUGAAAGAAGCUUGCCUCAAUUCGACAACGAUAAUGAAAUUAUUUCUUAAGAUAAAUUUUAACCUUAAGGUGAAAAUGAAAUAAAUGCCAUUCUAAUUGAUUGA
Paramecium tetraurelia is the source of this 2763-nucleotide messenger RNA. RefSeq lists its product as uncharacterized. Gene Ontology annotation, molecular function: zinc ion binding; SUMO ligase activity. The record is from RefSeq and is a predicted model, not a curated record. NCBI's taxonomy places the organism in Eukaryota, Ciliophora, Oligohymenophorea, Peniculida, Parameciidae. The transcript is spliced from 5 exons. Gene Ontology annotation, biological process: protein sumoylation.